UACUUGAGUUAAACAAGAGAUCUAAUUUAAAAACAUUAAAAAAGGGCAUACAAAACAAAAUAUUUGAUCAACAUAUCAAUUUUUAGACAUAAUAAUUUUACAUGAGAAGGGAUAUUUACAACUUGGCAAACUGAAAUGACAAUUAUGAAAGGAAUACACCCAAGUGGUAAUAUUCUAUUCCAUUCUAUUCUAUUCUAUAUCUAUACCAACCAAAAAAAAAAAUCUUUUUAUUUCAUUUGAGUAGAAAUGCAUCCACUUAAUCUGCCCUAAAUCAAGAGCUAAAAUUUAAUUAAGAAAAAGAAAAUCAAAUGAGAAAAGAGGCUCUUAAAAUAAGAUUGGUGAAAGAAAGAACAAAAAAGAUUCAAUUUUUAAGUUUCAAUCAUUACAUAAUUCAAUAAUGAAACAUAUAAUAAAGCUAAAGUUCAUACAUUUAUGUAUGUGUAAUUAUAUAUUGGAAAAAAAUCAAAACCCAAUUGCCCAAUUACAGAACAAGUGGAAAAACGAUAUAUCCUAGAAAAUCCAAAAACCUCAUUUUUAUUUUUCAGACCACACCAACAACAACUCUCCCAGAAAAUAUCCCAUUAUUUUCUUUCUUCCCAAACAGCUUUUACUUGACUCGGCCGUCAACCCAAGUGGGAACGCUUUUUCUGAGCUGCUUAGUUGAUGUAAAAGCCAACUCGGAAGCUUUAAGAAUCGGUUACUGAGUCACUGACUCGGUCCUAAUCGAGCUCCAGUAUGUUGAGUUCUUCUUGCUCUCAGGCCCUUCUCCGCCGCCCUUUUCUUCCUCCCUCAACCCCAAUUACUAGGGUUCCUAAUCGACCCAGAGAUAGAUUUCCAAUUACCCGGAGCUUUCGGAUCUCUGAACCCCAUUUCAGUCCUCUGAAGAAGGAAUGGAAAAGAAUUUCAUGUUUUAGACAAGAGGAUUCUUCAUCAGAAACCCAGAAAUCUGCAUACAUUGAACACACUACUACGCCUGAGGAAGUCAUUAAAUCUGAGACCACCCAGAAAUCUGAAUAUAUUGAACACUCUUGUCCACCUUCAAAUGCAGUCAGAAGAGAUUUUCCAUUAAGUCUUGGAGAGCUUGCAAAUGUAGUUUUCAAAUCAAUAGAGAAGCGAUGGACUGUACCGUGGACAGCAGAGACCAUAAUGCAGGUUAUGCUUCUUUGGGUUGCUGCAUUCUGUUUUAUAGGAUCUUCGGUUGCUCCAAUAGCGACCCAUAUGGCAGGUCUCAGUAGGGAAUCCCUAACACUUCGAGGGCAAGCAUUUUUCAGUCUCUUAACUGAUGUAACUGAAGGGCUUGCUGGAAUCAUGAUUCUUCAUCGCUGCUUGUCUCGGUUUCGUCCCCUCCCACCAGAUUGGUUUAGAUUUAGCUUCAAAGGAAACUGGUACAUCGAUGUUGCUUUGGGAUGCCUCAUGUUUCCCCUUGUCAACGGGCUCUCACAUUUCAAUCUCAAACUCUUGCCACUUUUUCCAUCCACACCCGUCACUCUAUCAAGCGUUGAACAGUCAGUAGUGGCAUGCGAUCGAGUAGCAAUGGCACUGUAUGCAAUAGUAGUCUCAGUUUGCGCUCCUGUAUGGGAAGAGAUCGUCUUUAGGGGCUUUCUUCUCCCAUCUUUGACCAAGUACAUGCCAGUGUGGUGUGCAAUUCUGGUGAGCUCAGUAGUCUUUGCCAUGGCACAUUUCAACGUACAAAAGAUGCUCCCGCUUAUCUUUCUCGGGGUUGUGAUGGGUGCUGUCUUCGCUCGCUCAAGAAAUCUACUUCCAUCAAUGCUCUUGCAUAGCCUUUGGAAUAGCUUUGUGUUUCUAGACCUAAUGAAGUAAAGCUGCUGCUACUGCUGAACAUAUUACUUGCCUUAUUUUUUCGGUGAUCGUCGAGCCCAUUUUCGGGUCAGAUUCGUGGCACAACCUGCACAGUAUCCCGAGCCUUACGAUCUCCUCAUAAACCCGGCUGCAAUCUGAUCGGUAAACAUCCUAAGGAUGAAGUAUAUAACUUACUGAAUGCAUUAAAAUUGAUGAAGAAACUCAGUAUUUCAUCAGAAGAAUCAGUUGGCAGUGUUGAUGUUCAUGUCUUUGAUAAAUUAUAUAACAUAGCAAGUGAAAGGGACAGAGAUAGAGAAGGAUAGAAUAGUUUUUGUAAAUGAUUAUUUUCAUGUUGAUCUUAUCUUUUCAAGCCACCAUUAUUACAAAGCUCUUGUAGUUGUUGUUCCAUAAGUCCCUCCCCCUUGUUUAAUUAUUUAUUUUUCUUUUCAA
Messenger RNA from Cannabis sativa, 2250 nucleotides. RefSeq lists its product as uncharacterized. Lineage: Eukaryota; Viridiplantae; Streptophyta; Magnoliopsida; Rosales; Cannabaceae. The record is from RefSeq and is a predicted model, not a curated record. The coding region runs from base 736 to 1821 and encodes 361 amino acids. The transcript has 4 exons. Gene Ontology annotation, cellular component: membrane. Gene Ontology annotation, molecular function: metalloendopeptidase activity. Gene Ontology annotation, biological process: CAAX-box protein processing.